This is a messenger RNA of Scheffersomyces coipomensis, 594 nucleotides long. RefSeq lists its product as uncharacterized. The coding region runs from base 1 to 594 and encodes 197 amino acids. NCBI's taxonomy places the organism in Eukaryota, Fungi, Ascomycota, Pichiomycetes, Serinales, Debaryomycetaceae. The record is from RefSeq and is a predicted model, not a curated record. Gene Ontology annotation, cellular component: endosome. Gene Ontology annotation, biological process: vacuolar transport. The transcript has a single exon.
AUGAGUUCUAAUCAACCUCCAUUUCCUAAUAUAUAUCAUGUCAAACAAGUUGCAUCUACAGAUUCUAAAUCAUGUUCGAUUUGUUAUAAAUUAACUAGUACAGUGUUAUUAAAUGAUACCAAGAUUGAUUUUUUAUAUAUUUGUCCUGGUCAUUUAAAAGAUUCUAAUUUCAGUGAUCAUUUAGAAGAUCCUGAUUAUGAUAGUUUAACGAAAGAUAAACUGGAUAAGACUAAGAAAGUUGAGGAAUUGACGGUUCAAGCUGAAGCUAUUAAACCAUAUUUAAUAAAUCAAUUGAUUAGUGAUUAUUUACCCAAAAAGAAGAAAGAAGGUGAUGAUGGUGAUAAAAGUAAAGAUGGGGCCAGUGAUGAUAAAUAUAAAACCUUACAGAAUCAAAUUAAAGAAUUGAAUAAAGAAUUAGUUACAUUGAAUGAAAAGAUUAAUGAAUUUAAAUUUAAACGAUAUAAAUUGAAUAAUGAAAUUUAUAAAUUAAGAAUAUUAAAUUAUAAUAAAGCGUUAUAUAAUAAAAUUAGACAUAAAAAGAUUCAACUGGAUCCAUCAUUCUUUCCCACAGUUCCAAACAAUAAAAUUGAAUAA